AAUCAGAAUGAUCCACGAAAACUGUCUGUGUACAUCCAGGGCAACGAGACAUCACCGGGCACGGGCAGCAUCCGGAGAACGUCGGAACUUUAUAUGGAGGCGGUGUAGAGCGCGUCUACGUAAAGGCUUGUGCGUCUUGCUAACGACAGAGGUGAAUGACUGUAGACAAUGUUGCAGGCAAGCUGCGAGCUCCACGGAAAGAUGUUGAGUGUUUUAGGUUUUCUUCUGUUAGUCACUGGGGUGAAUUGUAUGUAUGCGGCCAAUUCGGCCGUCAUUGAUCUUAGGCCAAAUAAUUUUGAUAACUUAGUACUCAAUAGCGAUCAUAUCUGGGUGGUUGAAUUUUAUGCGCCAUGGUGUGGGCACUGCCAACAGCUGAUGCCAGAGUAUGACAAAGCUGCCACUGCGCUAAAGGGUGUAGCAAAAGUCGGUGCUGUAAAUGCCGAUGAGCACAAGUCCCUUGGAGCUAAGUAUGGUGUACGUGGUUUUCCAACCAUUAAGAUCUUUGGACUUGACAGCAAACCAGAGGAUUACAAUGGUCAGAGAACUGCAGCUGGUAUCGUUGAUGCUGCAUUGAAUGCUGUCAGUCAGAAAGUCAGAAGAACUUUAGGUGGUAAAAAGACAGGAGGUGAUUCCAAGAGCAAAAGUUCCAAGGAUGUAAUAGAGUUGACAGAUGAGAACUUUGAAAAAAUGGUUUUGAAUUCAGAAGAUAUGUGGUUGGUUGAAUUUUAUGCUCCUUGGUGUGGCCACUGCAAAAAUCUCGCACCUGAGUGGGCAACAGCAGCUACAGAACUAAAGGGUAAAGUGAAAUUGGGUGCCCUGGAUGCGACUGUAAACACAUUGAAAGCCAGUCGGUACGAUAUUAAAGGUUAUCCUACUAUCAAGUACUUCUCUCCGGGUAAGAAAGAUGCUGACUCGGUGCAGGAUUACGACGGUGGUCGUACUAGCGGCGAUAUUGUCAACUGGGCUCUCGAAAAACUGUCGGAAAAUAUCCCAGCACCGGAAGUCAUACAAAUUACGUCUGAACAGAGCUUAAAGACUGCUUGUGAGGACAAACCAAUCUGUGUAGUUUCUGUUUUACCAGAUAUCCUGGAUUGCCAGUCUGACUGUAGAAAUGCAUAUUUGAAGACACUGAGUAGCCUUGGUGAUAAGUACAAGAAGAAAAUGUGGGGUUGGGUCUGGUCGGAAGCUAGCGCUCAACCACAUAUCGAGGAGGCAUUAGAGAUCGGAGGUUUCGGUUAUCCAGCAUUAGCGGCAGUUAACAUCAAGAAAAUGAAAUAUUCGUUGCUGAAAGGUAGUUUUUCAUACGAUGGAAUAAACGAAUUUCUGAGAGAUUUGAGUUACGGCAGAGGCGGCACUGCGCCUUUGAAGGAUGCAUUGCCUCGCGUCCUCGAGACGGAGCCUUGGGAUGGCAAAGACGGUGUUCCUCCGCAGGAAGAAGAUGUCGAUCUCAGUGAUGUUAAUUUAGAUGAGAAAGACGAGCUGUAAUUACCGAAAGCCAGUGUAUAAAUUCUUUUUCAAAGCAUUCGCUAUACAAGGUAUACUUUUGUGGCAAAAACUGAUAUUAAGACCAUUAAGUUUCAUUAGCCUGAAAUUAUUUUGUAUUAUACUUUGAACAUUAAUAUCUGUAAAAUUCUAUCAAUUUAUUGAGAAUUUUGCGGUGAAACUUAUGGUUAGAUAGUAAAAAGUAAUCAUCUUAUUUUCAAUAAUCUGUAGAAAAACUUAAUAUCGGUAUGUCAGUAUAGUCAUUUGUCAUUAGUCUGUGUGUCCGAGGUAGGAGUUCUCAGGUGC
This is a messenger RNA of Harpegnathos saltator (Jerdon's jumping ant), 1788 nucleotides long. It is a transcript of the gene CaBP1, whose product is annotated as Protein disulfide-isomerase A6 homolog CaBP1. Gene Ontology annotation, biological process: response to endoplasmic reticulum stress. Lineage: Eukaryota; Metazoa; Arthropoda; Insecta; Hymenoptera; Formicidae. Gene Ontology annotation, cellular component: endoplasmic reticulum lumen. The record is from RefSeq and is a predicted model, not a curated record. Gene Ontology annotation, molecular function: protein disulfide isomerase activity; protein-disulfide reductase activity. The transcript has 6 exons. The coding region runs from base 169 to 1485 and encodes 438 amino acids.